Dermacentor silvarum is the source of this 1311-nucleotide messenger RNA. RefSeq lists its product as uncharacterized. The record is from RefSeq and is a predicted model, not a curated record. NCBI's taxonomy places the organism in Eukaryota, Metazoa, Arthropoda, Arachnida, Ixodida, Ixodidae.
AUGCCGGGAAUUGUGUGGCAGAAUCUCGACGCGGUGACCAUGUCGCGCCUCGGCGUCGUCAUUAUACGCGAAGAAUUGGCCCGUCGACAGCUGGACCUCACAGGUUCGAAAGAGGAGCUCGUUCAGCGUUUGCAAGCCGACAUUCAGCAGCAGCGUGAAGUUACCCCCCCCCCCCCCCCCGGUGAAACGAAUGAAUCCGCCUCGAACGCUGCGGCGCCUUUGACGCUGGACCCAGCCACUCUACAGAGCCUCGCCAUGCUGUUCCAGCAGCUACCUCGCCCUGCAACAACGGUGACGACACUGCCAGACCUGUCAUCGUCCAUCCCGCAAUUCGCUGGUUUGCACAGCCACAGUGUCAAUACAUGGCUUGACGACGUACGACGAGUACAGCAGCUCGCCUCGUGGGACGACGCCACCACACGCCUGAUCGCAGCUAGUAAGCUGAAAGGCACGGCGCGAGACUGGCAUCUCGCGUUCGGCAACCAGUACAGCACCUGGGCCACGUGGAGUGCCGCCCUGAAGGACACAUUUUGUACAGAAUUGUCCCUCAUUGAGUGGCAAGAGCAGGCCAUGAGGGUAACCCAGGCCCCAUCCGAAAGCUUACAUCAAUAUGCCUUUGCCAAGUUGAAGAUCAUUGAGCGUUGCCCUGUUAACCUCUCUGAGGCCCAAAAGAUUGACUACCUGCUGCAUGGUUUACGGGAACAACACAUCCUCGCCGCCAUAGCAGCCAAUCGGCCGCCCACGGUAGCUGAGUUUAUUUCUACUUGCACCAGCCUCGACAAGAGUGCGCAACAUCUGCACGCCAAAGCAAGCCCGUCACCAUUUGCCGGUUCUGUUUUGCCGCCGUCGCAACCCUUUCGUGCCGCUAAGCCCGCAGAGCGCCAGCAGCCUCGCUCAGAACAAUCGACACCACAGUCCUCCCGAGGGGCCACACCAAAAACGCGCAUUUUAGAGCUGCCCGCUGAGCAACAAGAAGCUACUUAUGCAGCUAUUUCGGCACACCAGCUCGCCCUCACCCAGCCUCCCCUUUUGGCGCACUUCGACCCCAUGGCAACCACAACGCUAACCACAGACGGUUCGCAGGAAGCCAUUGGAGCAGUGUUAUCGCAAAUCCAAGACACCAGAGAAUGUGUCAUUGCCUACGCCAGCCGUGGACUUACGUUGGAGGAACGCAAACUGCACAGCAAUAGCAGCAACAGCCUCAACGGACCCAACGCACUUGAUGUCUACCGAGCCACCUCGACGACUUUGUGCUCGAGUGAAGUUGCAGCGUUCCCGCGCAUGCGUGUGGGUGUGGUAUCGCGCGUGUGA